AUGAGCGCGAACGAUGAAGAGGAAAUCUUGGUCGGUGAACUUGAAAGACAACAAAAGAAGCGAAGGCUCCCGAUCAGUCCCAGAGCUGCCGUGUUGAGUUUGAGGCGAGAGUCGAUUCUCUGGAGGCGACUCUUCGAAGAUAAGGAUGGUGACUUUUCUGGAUCCAAGGCCUUAUGCCGGGAUCUCGAGCUUUCCUUCCGAAAGGUUUGGCUGAGGUUGUACACGAGCGGUGCAGAUGAGAAUUACUCCAUGGCAUUGAAGGAAUUCGUCAAGGCUACGGUCAUGGCCUUUGACCGAGGAUACUCCAUCCAAGCAUUGAUCUUCGAGCUAGGGCGGCAUGAGAUGGAAACAGGGGAUCCGAACAUCGACAAGACCAUCCGGCUCACCGAACAAGAAAGAGACGUGCGUGAGCAUUCAAGGGUGACUUACAAAGUCCCUCAGGUUUGGCUCACCUUGAUCUACUUGACGCUACAUCGUCUCCAGUACAAGUCCAAGUCAGGAGAAAGCCCUCCCCUGCCCGAAGACACCCGUGCGCUCCAGGCGCUAGUUCAAAACACUUGCAAUGCUCUUGAAGCUGGGUUUACGUUGGAGGGGCUGAAGCUUGAACUAUCUUUGAGGAAAUCGCAAGAAAAUCAAGAGACGAUGACUCCUGUUCAGGUCUCAGUGGACAAGAAUCAUAUACUUGACCAAUGA
Molecule: messenger RNA, 693 nt
Organism: Guillardia theta CCMP2712
Lineage: Eukaryota; Cryptophyceae; Pyrenomonadales; Geminigeraceae
Exons: 12
Coding region: 1-693 (230 amino acids)
Source: RefSeq, a predicted model, not a curated record